Molecule: messenger RNA, 1992 nt
Organism: Cladophialophora immunda
Lineage: Eukaryota; Fungi; Ascomycota; Eurotiomycetes; Chaetothyriales; Herpotrichiellaceae
Exons: 2
Coding region: 234-1820 (528 amino acids)
Biological process (GO): UDP-glucose transmembrane transport
Cellular component (GO): cis-Golgi network; Golgi apparatus; endoplasmic reticulum-Golgi intermediate compartment
Molecular function (GO): antiporter activity
Source: RefSeq, a predicted model, not a curated record
CCCUGUCUCUCAACCAAGGACGACCCUCAUUCAUCACAAGCCGUCAUCUUGGAUCUUGCUCCUCCUCUGUUUCGUCGCCGUUAUUCUCAUCCUUCUCCUGCUCUUACUUUAAGCUUCAGGCUACCAGUCAUUCGUUCAUAGUCCGCCACUCUUUCCACCCGCUGUCCUCCUUCCAAUGACUUGAUAUCCCCCUUCCGCACUCUCACUUCCCUGCUACGUCUCACAUCCAUUCCAUGGAUACCGCACCCUACAGUGACCACACUUCAAGACCUUCGUCCACCGCUCCGCCGACAACUCCUGCUGACAACGACUCUCUGUUCAUCAACCCUCGUCGUAAGUACAAACGGCGAGGUACUGGCUCCAUCUCCGACACCAAAAGCGAAGGCUCAGAAGAUGAGGCAGGUUCCUCCAUGUCGGAAUCAGAAGAACAUGAGCUAGGGCUGUUGGACUCGGACGUGGAUGUCGAUGACGACGGAGAAAGCGGGUUGAACAAACAUGACAGACGCAAAUACAUCAAAAGAAAGAGGCGGCGUGAUGGGCUCGAUGCGAGAAUCGCAGGCACACCGGGUAUAUCCAAGGAUGAGGCACGGCAGGCUGACCAAAAUGUCGCCCGCAACCUGGUCAUCAAUGCCGUCCUCAUCGGCCUGUGGUAUUUCUUCUCGCUGGCCAUAUCCAUUUACAAUAAGAUGAUGUUCUCAUCCGACCACCUCGAUUUCCACUUCCCGCUUUUCGCAACCUCGUUACACAUGGUUGUCCAGUUCAUCUUAGCCUCCUGUAUCCUUUUGAUAUUUCCCUCCUUACGACCGUCUCGACCCCAUCCGCAGGUGUACGGGAACGAAACGCACCCCUCUAAACCACUAGUCACCCCUCUAUUCUAUUUCACCCGACUAGUCCCCACCGGGACGACGACAUCUCUCGACAUCGGCUUGGGCAACACCUCACUUCGCUUCAUCACCUUAACAUUCUACACCAUGUGUAAAUCCUCAGUCUUGAUUUUCGUUCUUGUGUUCGCCUUCCUCUUCCGGCUGGAAAAGCCGUCUCUCAAACUCAUCCUCAUUAUCCUCACCAUGACCUUCGGGGUUCUCAUGAUGGUCGCUGGCGAAACGGCUUUUCAUGCUCUCGGCUUCGCGUUGGCCAUGUCUGCAUCCUUCUUUUCAGGCUUCCGAUGGGCCUUGACACAAAUUCUACUCCUCCGCCACCCUGCAACCUGCAAUCCGUUCGCCACGAUGUUUUUUAUCGCUCCCAUCAUGUUCGUCACACUAUUCUUCAUAGCUUGCGUCUCUGAAACGCCCUCCGCGGUCAUCACAGGCAUUGUCCUCUUGGUUAGGGAACAUGGGGUCGCCAAAGCGCUGCUUCUCCUGGUGGUUCCAGGAUGCAUUGCGUUCUGCAUGAUCGCAAGCGAGUUUACAUUACUUCAACGUACCAGCGUCGUCACUCUCAGCAUUUGUGGCAUUUUCAAAGAAGUGGUUACAAUUAGCGCCGCGGGCAUCGUGUUCCAUGACGAGCUGUCUAUGGUCAACAUCACUGGGCUGAUCAUCACAAUCAUCAGCAUUGGCAGCUACAACUACCUAAAGAUUGUGAAAAUGAGGGAAGAGGCGAGAGAGAAAUUGAAGAAGAGGGAUGAGCAGCAGUAUCGUGAAUUGGACGAUGAAGAUGAUGACGAGAUCAGCGAUACUGCUGCGGCCGACUUCGCGUUCCUCCAUGACGCUACCAAUACAGUACGCGACACGACUACGAGCUCUGGCUCGGGUUCGAGAUCCGACCCCACACCGAACAAUCUCCUUGGUCCCUCCGCGAAGAGGAAGGAAAAUAUAGAAUAGAAGCCUUGUUCAUUCAAGAUGGGAUUUUGUAUGGUUUGCCAUGAAAAAGGAGUAGUAGGAGCCAAUAUGUCUUUGAUUUCUGGUACUGGAUUCAAGCGGUGGCUUACGUCGCUUAAUGGCAUUACAAGCCAAUCUGAUCCGAUCCGUAAAAAUGUCAUGCAUACGAUUCCGC